Molecule: messenger RNA, 1213 nt
Organism: Tupaia belangeri chinensis (Chinese tree shrew)
Lineage: Eukaryota; Metazoa; Chordata; Mammalia; Scandentia; Tupaiidae
Gene: PPID
Product: peptidylprolyl isomerase D
Biological process (GO): protein folding; protein peptidyl-prolyl isomerization
Cellular component (GO): cytosol; cytoplasm
Molecular function (GO): protein binding; cyclosporin A binding; peptidyl-prolyl cis-trans isomerase activity
Source: RefSeq, a predicted model, not a curated record
UUGGUCGAAUUGUCUUGGAGUUAUUUGCAGAUAUUGUACCCAAAACUGCAGAGAAUUUUCGUGCAUUGUGUACAGGAGAAAAAGGCCUUGGACCCACAACUGGGAAGCCUCUCCACUUCAAAGGAUGCCCUUUCCAUCGAAUUAUCAAGAAAUUUAUGAUUCAGGGUGGAGACUUCUCAAACCAGAAUGGGACAGGUGGAGAAAGUAUUUAUGGUGAAAAAUUUGAAGAUGAAAACUUCCAUUAUAAGCACGACCGGGAGGGCUUGCUGAGCAUGGCCAACGCAGGCCGCCACACGAACGGCUCGCAGUUCUUCAUCACGACGGUGCCGACCCCGCACCUGGACGGGAAGCACGUGGUGUUCGGCCAGGUGGUGAAGGGGAUGGGGGUGGCCAGGGUCCUGGAGAACGUGGACGUGAAGGACGAGAGACCUGUCCAGUUGUGCGUUAUUGCAGAAUGUGGGGAACUGAAGGAUGGGGAUGACUGGGGGAUAGUCCCGAAGGACGGCUCUGGCGACAGUCACCCCGACUUCCCGGAAGACGCAGAUGUGGACUUGAAAGAUGUCGACAAAGUUUUAUUAAUUGCAGAAGAUUUAAAAAAUAUCGGAAAUAUGUUUUUCAAAUCCCAGAACUGGGAGAUGGCCAUUAAAAAGUACGCCAAAGUCUUAAGGUAUGUGGAGGGCUCGAAGGCCGCCGUCGAGCAGGUGGACAGACCCCGGCUGCAGCCUGUGACCUUGAGCUGUGUUCUGAAUAUCGGCGCGUGCCGGCUGAGGAUGGCAGACUGGCAGGGUGCGGUCGACAGCUGCCUGGAGGCUCUGGAAAUGGACCCGUCCAACACCAAAGCCCUGUACCGCAGAGCACAAGGGUGGCAGGGGCUGGAGGAGUACGGGCACGCACUGGCUGAUCUGAAGAAAGCUCAGGAGAUCGCACCGGAAGACAAAGCUAUUCAGGCAGAACUGCUGAGAGUCAAGCAAAAGAUAAAGGCACAGAGAGAUAAAGAGAAGGCAGUGUAUGCAAAGAUGUUUGCGUAAUGAAGACUCGGUUUUGCCUCCGCACUGAGUGAUGAUAGAACGGCAGCAAGAAAAGUGGAAGGUUCUGUCCUGUGCAGCCCCUCGGCUCCUUUUCGCGCUAGUUCCCCUGCAGAGAGGUGGGCUCGCUGUAAUAAAGUGUUAACACAGUGAAGUGGUGGUUUUAAACAGCCGUUCGCAUUACAGAA